AUGAGCCCCCCCGUGAAACGCCGACGAGGCCGACCGCGUACUUCUAACGAACCUGCCGCCGAGACUAAAAAUACCCGUGGAAAGAAACAGGCAUCAGAGCCACCAUCUCAAGAUGAAGCUGCUGCAGCUAGAAAGCCUGUUCGUCGAGGGAGACCUCGAGGAAGCAGUCGCACGGCCGAUAAUCCUGCGGGGCAAGAGCGGGCAGCAGUGACGCAGGAGCCGAUGGAAGAAGAAGACUCCAAUGACCAGGAGAACGAAGACCCGAUGGCUACAAAAGGUACGAAGACUUCACGCGCUGCAACGAAGGCCAAGCCAGCUGCGACUGCGACUGCUACUGCGACUGCGGCGCGUCGCCGAGCGCGAGCAUCCAGCGUGGCGAAGCAGACAGAUGGCGAAUUUGAGUACACUCCGACACGCGCCGCCCAAGUACAGCAAGUACAGGGUGAACCCGAAGUGCUCGACUCUCAGAUGCAAGAAGCCGAGCCCGAGGUUGACGAGUCGAUUCUCCUAGACCCCCCAAGCCGCUACGCGUCCUCGUCUCUUGUGAAGCAUGCGCGGGCCCGUAUGACCACCGUACGGACACAUAAUGUGUCACCAAACAAGCGCCAGUCUAGUUUUGGAGUCGAACAAGGCGUUGAUCCGGAUUUGAGGCGUAGGAUCGGAGAUCUCACCAAGAAGCACGAUGGAUUAGAAUCCAAGUAUCGUAAUCUUCGCGAGAUUGGCAUUGUAGAAGCCAACGCCAACAUGGAAAAGCUGCGCAGGCAAUGUGAGAGUAUCACCGCCGCAUCGAACGAAUUGGUCGCUUCGCUCCGAACCGAAUUGGAAGCGCAGCGAGCGCUUGGACAGCAGAGCCGCAGCCUCCAGAAACAACUCAAAGACCGGGACGUCGAAAUGGCCCAGAUCAAGACCGAGGCCGAGGAGGCUCGCUCUCAGCUUGCGGCAACACAGGCUGAAGCCAAGGCCUUGCAGACCAAGCUCGCCGCAGCACGCAGCACAGCUGCAAGCCUGGAGAGCGUAGCCAAGGUUCCCGGAAGCGCCAUGAAGGUUGGAGUCAACCGCGCAACCGCCGCUGUAAGCGCCGAGGCCGCACAAGCAGCCCAGCUGGCGUUGCUCAAAGAGGAGCUGUAUACCGAUUUGACUGGAUUGAUCAUUCGGGAUGUCAAGAACAGAGAGACAGAUCAUCUAUACGACUGCAUUCAGACCGGUGUUAACGGAAGUGAGUACCUCUCGCUCUACUAUACCAAUUCAGCAUCUAACUAUGCCGCAGCUCUGCACUUCAAGCUUGUCAUUCCCAAGGUGGUUUCGUCGAAGUACGAGUCUGCGGAGUUCCAGUAUUUGCCCUUGCUGGAUGCGAAUCGGGACCGUGAGCUGAUGGGCAUUCUUCCCGAAUUCUUGAGGGUGGAUAUCACCUUUAGUCGUGGGCAGGCGUCCAAGUUCUAUACAAGGGUUAUCGAUGCCUUGACGAAGCGGCGGUCGAGCUCGGCGUAG
This is a messenger RNA of Penicillium maclennaniae, 1488 nucleotides long. RefSeq names its product putative chromosome segregation protein (Pcs1). NCBI's taxonomy places the organism in Eukaryota, Fungi, Ascomycota, Eurotiomycetes, Eurotiales, Aspergillaceae. Gene Ontology annotation, molecular function: microtubule site clamp; protein binding. Gene Ontology annotation, biological process: attachment of mitotic spindle microtubules to kinetochore; homologous chromosome segregation; meiotic sister chromatid segregation. Gene Ontology annotation, cellular component: monopolin complex; nucleolus; mitotic spindle. The record is from RefSeq and is a predicted model, not a curated record. The coding region runs from base 1 to 1488 and encodes 495 amino acids. The transcript is spliced from 2 exons.